AUGAUUGCUGGACAAGCGCCUACCUCUCAGGAACUACUCGGAGACAACCGAACGUGGGUUGAAGCCAACUGGCCUACAGACAAUCUUGCUCGUGCUCCGACACGGGAUCCCAGCAGCGGCAUGGGAAAGCCGACUGCACAUCUGCCAAGUAGUGGAAGCCUCGCCAUACCUCUUCCUGGUUUUCUCGGGACAUCCCAGUAUACUACACGGUCUCGCAUUAGAGAUGUUGCGUUCGAGGAUAUGUUCAACAGGAGCUGA
Rhizoctonia solani is the source of this 258-nucleotide messenger RNA. RefSeq lists its product as uncharacterized. NCBI's taxonomy places the organism in Eukaryota, Fungi, Basidiomycota, Agaricomycetes, Cantharellales, Ceratobasidiaceae. Bases 1 to 258 code for a protein of 85 amino acids. The record is from RefSeq and is a predicted model, not a curated record. The transcript is spliced from 2 exons.